Molecule: messenger RNA, 1068 nt
Organism: Lodderomyces orthopsilosis Co 90-125
Lineage: Eukaryota; Fungi; Ascomycota; Pichiomycetes; Serinales; Debaryomycetaceae
Product: metalloendopeptidase
Exons: 1
Coding region: 1-1068 (355 amino acids)
Biological process (GO): protein quality control for misfolded or incompletely synthesized proteins; mitochondrial protein processing
Cellular component (GO): mitochondrial inner membrane
Molecular function (GO): metalloendopeptidase activity
Source: RefSeq, a predicted model, not a curated record
AUGUUUAAAUCUAACAUAUUGACUCGAAUUUGCCAAACUGGAUGCAAGCAAUUCAAGCGCUCCCAAUUUGUACCUUUCGCGAAGCCCACCAAUGCAAUUCAAAUCAGACCUUAUGCUUCCUACCGUCGUUUCAAUAAUUCUCAAUCAUCAACUAACAUCUACGAAUACUACUUGCUGCUACUUACGAGCAGAAAGGCAUUGUACAUAGGCGGAGGUCUCUUGGGCUUUUAUCUUUUCAAUCUCCAUGAGGCACCUUUUACUCAUAGACUUCGAUUUAUUUGGAUCCCAUUUUGGAUCGAGACAAAGAUUGGUGACUAUAGUUACAGACAAAUAAUGUCCCAAUAUGGUUCUAUGAUCUUACCUCAUCUGAACCCACUUUAUGGAAGGAUAUCCAGUAUCAUGAAUAAGUUACUUGCAACGGCAAUAGCCAAUAACGAAGACCAGACCCAGAAGAGACAUUUGAAGGAAUUACAUUGGGAGAUUAACAUAAUUCAAAACGACUCGUUACCACCAAAUGCUUUCAUUUUGCCUAACGGAAAGAUCUUUAUAUUUAGUUCGAUCUUGCCUAUUUGUGAGAAUGACGAUGGAUUGGCAACAGUCUUAUCCCACGAAUUGUCACAUCAAUUGGCUCAACACUCAAGCGAACAAUUGAGCUCACAGCCAUUUUAUAUGUUUUUGUCGGCAGUGUUAUACUCAAUGACGGGUGUUUCAUGGUUCAAUGAUUUGCUUAUCAAUGGUCUCUUUACAAUGCCCGCCAGUAGGGAGAUGGAAACAGAGGCCGAUCAUAUUGGAUGUGAAAUAUUGGCCAAAAGUUGUUUUAAUCCUGAUCAGUCUGUUAAGUUCUGGGAAAGGAUGGGAAGAGAAGAACAAAACUUGACCAGAAAAAUGGGUGGAAGUGCUACAAACUCGAUUUUGGGGCAAUGGUUUUCUACCCAUCCAGCCACUACAAAGAGAAUUCAUGACAUUGAAGAAUGGUUGCCAAAGUUGAGAGAGAUGAGAGAAAGUAGUGGCUGCUAUGAUUAUGGUAAAUUCCAUGACUUUAGUGCCAAUUACUUCAAGAGACAGUAG